CAGUAGAACAUAAACUUACAAGUAUAAUCACACCUGUACCUAUGUACCUCAUGAAUAGAGUAAUAGACUGCUAUGAAUAUCAUUACCCAGUAUCAUGACUAACCUCCUUCCUUGGAACUAUCCUCUUUAAAUAUCAGCUGCAAAGUCAUUCUACUGCCAGUCUUCAGUCACCCGGUCUAAGUCUGAUUGUCUCUUUACACUGAAUAGCUCUUUUCAUUGAAUGCCAGUUAUGGCUACGCCUGGAGGUUAUUCAAAUCCAAAUGAUCGUCCUCUUUUAUUCAUUGCCAAGUACAAGUGUGAGAAAUGUGGUCACAAAUGGAAAGUCAAAAAGACAUCUGGUGGUGAAAAGAGCUGCCCGAUAGAUUCUUGCCAUAGCUACUUGCCUGUAUCACCAUACAAAAUGAUUCCUAUCAAUAAACUGGUUGUUUACAAAUGCCCAAAGUGUUUAACCGAAAAAAGAGAGAAACGGUGCGAGAAAGAAGUUCGUGAAGUUCCUUACUGUAGAGUUUGUAGCUGUAACAUGGAAUUGGUUUCUUGCAAGGAUAUUAAAGUUUUAAAAAGAAAAUUUGGAGAAUUCUUUUGCAAGAAAUGCCUACGAGGCUGGAAGAGUGGCAAUGCAUGGGAAGGCAAAGGCCAAGAAUGCAAACAAUGUGAUAGACUGGUCUAUCCAUCGACACUCCGUCCUUUGAGACCACCACAAUUUACUACUGAGCGUAGAGAGCCACAUGACCAAAGCCGCUGUGAAAUGUGCAAGAAACUUGGCGAAAAUUGCAAGACUCUUGAUUCAUAUGCCGGCAAUGUAGCUAGUAGUGACGAGCUACCGCCAGAAGAAGAUGAAGAUGAUUUGAGUGUCAUUACAGACACAUCCAGUGCUUUGAGUAGUGUGAGGGAUAGAUCAUUCUCACCAGAAGAUGAUUUGAAUGACGACAACCUAUCUCCUGGUGAUGGUGAUCUGACCCCUACUGAAGAUGAUCCUGGUCAAGAUGAUAUCGUUACAAAAGCUGCUGAAGAACUUGCCAAGCUGUCGUUUAACAAUAGAAAGAAGUAAUCAGCUAAAGAAUAUAAACUAAAUGAAUUAGUCAUUGAUAAUGUGUACUCUUGAUGAUGUCUAUUGUAAUGUUUUGCUUUACAUUUAAUUUGUUUUAUAUACACUA
Molecule: messenger RNA, 1154 nt
Organism: Amphimedon queenslandica
Lineage: Eukaryota; Metazoa; Porifera; Demospongiae; Haplosclerida; Niphatidae
Exons: 4
Coding region: 221-1048 (275 amino acids)
Source: RefSeq, a predicted model, not a curated record